GCGGGAUUGGGAAUUGUUUCUCUCCAGCAAAGUCAGAGGAAAAAGGAUGUCACGGAAGAUCUGGAAGUAGCGAUAUUAAAAAUGUGUCAGUGUAUGACCGAGCUUCAGAGAGAAGUAAGUUCAAUUCAGUACAAUCUGCAGUAAAUUUCGGGAACUUCUUGGGCUUUGAUAUGUGUAACUUUCUGAAAAACAAAUCCUUGGCUCAGCAGAUAUAUAAUCAUGUGAUGGUAGUUCCAACUAAUUGAAUCUACCACUUGAGCCUUUUUUUAUAUUGCAAGAUAUAGGUAGGUAACCAUGUUGGUCUGCUGUAGUCGAAACAAAAUUAAAAAAUUCCUUCCAGUAGCACCUUAGGGACCAACUAAGUUUGUUAUUGGUAUGAGCUUUCAUGUGCAUGCACACAAAGAAGUAUCUGAAGAAGUGUUGCAUGCACACGAAAGCUCAUACCAAUAACAAACUUACCGUAUUUUUCGUUCUAUAGGACGCACCUUGUUUUAGAGGGGGAGAACAAGAAAAAAAAUUCUCCCCCUCUCUGCUCAGUGCACCUUCAGCGAAGCAGCAGGAGAAACGGAGCCCCUUCCAUUUCUCCUCCCGCUUGGCUGAAGGGGCGCUGCGCAGCUCUCCCUCUUUGCUGAAGCCAGGAGAGUCUGCUCCGCAGGCUUCAGGCGGCUGUCCCUGAAGCCUGGAGAGCUAGAGGGGGCGGUGCGUUUCUGAGGCUUCGCGUUGCUAUCGCUGAAGCCAAGGAGCCUGCAUUCGCACCAUGGGGCCUUUACACAUUUCCCCUUGAUUUUUGGAGGGGGAAAAGUGCGUCCUAUAGAGCGAAAAAUACGGUAGUUGGUCUCUGUGCUACUGGAAGGAUUUUUUUUAGUUUAUAUUGUAAGGUUAUCUUGAAGUAAUUACCUGCAUAGAAGCCUGCUAGCAUGACCUGAAUACAAGAACACACAUUGCUAAGUAAUAUUUUAGAAUUCGGCCUGUCAUGGCUCGGGUUCAUUCUUCUUAUGUAGUUUAUUGCCCAGUGAAUGCUCUGGUAGCACCUUGAGCUGUGGCAUUAUUGAACCUAAGUGCCGGUCAGGAUGUUUCUGGGAGCCCCAGGUAAGCUGCUCUGAGCUCACUUUAGGAAGGACAGCUAGACAUAUGCAUGGAAAAAUAAGACACAUCAGUUUACAGUUAAACACAGCUACAGUGGUGCCCAUAAGGCGAAUGCCUCGCAAGACAAAAACUCGCUAGACGAAAGGGUUUUUCGGUUUUGCGUUAGCUUCGCUAGGCAAUUUCCCUAUGGGCUUGCUUCGCAAGGCGAACGUCUUGCACUUUUUUUAAAGCCGCUUGAAGAGGUGCAGUUGCGACAGACCGUGCUUCGCAAGACGAAAAAAAUCGCAAGACGAGAAAGACUCGUGGAAUGGAUUAUUUUCGUCUUGCGAGGCACCACUGUACCAGUAAUGGAGGGAAGGUGGGGUUGGAGAUGCUUAACUGACCUGGGAGGUGAGUUGCUGCUGCUGACUGGGAGGGAUGGUUCGGUGGGGAAGGCAGCUCAGCGCAAGUGCUCUGGUGGAGCCAAUCCAUUGUUCCUGUUGUUGUGCAGGCACAACAAUGUCCCCAAUGCGCUGCUGCCUCACCCCUCGGCUUCUGGGGAGCCAACAACAACUCCGGGAGGUUGGGCAAACAUCUCUGCUCCACCACGCUCUGUGAGACUGAUCGCAGUUCUUCAAUUCUUUCUUUCUUUCUUCCUUCCUUCCUUCCUUCCUUCCUUCCUUCCUUCCUUCCUUCCUUCCUUCUCCUCCCCCCCAAAGCUUCACAGUGCAGCAACAUCUGUCGCAGCAGACGUGAUAAAAUACCAUUCUGACCACCUUGUUUUGAAAGCUCUGAAGAUCUGCGGGACAGAAGGAAACAUAGAGGCAGUUGCAGAACACAGCUGUAAGCUCUCUGAACAGAAAGAACAGUUGAUUGAAGUAAGUUGGCAUCGUGUUCAUGAACAUUUUCAAAAAUGCUUUAAUAUUUAAAGCGGUCUUGAGUUUUUGUUGGUUUGGGGCACACCUUUGAAAUUUGUGCAGGUUCCGACUCCACACACAUGCCCAUGCCCCCCCCCACCCCAGGGUUGGGGCAUCAGUUGACUAGGCUGUUAGGCCUUGCAGUACCACGGUUCUCAAGUUUGCCUGUUCUGUGCUUUGCCUGGACUCAGGGAUGGGGGAGCACAUUAACGUAAAGGUAAAGGGACCCCUGACCAUUAGGUCCAGUCGUGGCUGACUCUGGGGUUGCGGCGCUCAUCUCGCUUUUUUGACCGAGGGAGCUGGUGUACAGCUUCCAGAUCAUGUGCUAAACCGCUUCUGGUGAACCAGAGCAGCGCACAGAAACGCCGUUUACCUUCCUGCCGGAGCGGUACCUGUUUAUCUACUUGCACUAUGACGUGCUUUCGAACUGCUAGGUUGGCAGGAUCAGGGACCGAGCAACGGGAGCUCACCCUGUCGCGGGGAUUCGAACCGCCAACCUUCUGAUGGGCAAGUCCUAGGCUCUGUGGUUUAACCCACAGCGCCACCCUCAUCCCUAACAUACAUAGCACAGCAUUAAAAAUGGUUUGCCAGAACUGGCUUAGUCAUGCUGGCCACAUGACCCGGAAGCUGUCUGCAGACAAACGCUGGCUCCCUCGGCCUAUAGAGCGAGAUGAGGAGCAACCCCAGAGUCAGUCACGACUGGAUCUAAUGGUCAGGGGUCCCUUUACCUUUACCUUUAAGAUUAGCCUUUCGCCUGGCUACCCAGCUGCACAUUUGCACCAGCUGAGGCAAAGAGAAAGGGCUAAGGGACCAGAGUUCAGGAGACAAGUGAUGGAGGGGCAGGGAAGUCAAUCACUCCUCCUCUCCCCUUAGCUUUUAGCCAUUCAACAGAGAUCCAGGUUUCCAUCAGCCGUUUCUGAGUUCUAAAAGCUUUCAUUUGGCACCAAUGUAAUUUUUACGUUGUCUUUCCAAAACAAUCCCAUAAUUGGUAGGUGGCUUUUCCUGCUUCCUUUCCUAGAUAUGUCAUUUAUUGAGGCAUGUCUCCGGAACAGAGCCGCUGGAAAUUACUUGUCUACAUGCAGAAGACACUUUUCACGUGACGGGGCCUCAGGUAGGUGUCAUUUUUACCUUGCGGUGUUGAAUGAGAUGCUUUCAAGGCAGACGUGUGCUUGCGGUAUCUCAUUUUGGACACAUCCAGCUUUGGAAACAGCACAGCUUAGGAGGCAUUGAACUGCUGUGCCAGAAGCUUUUGGGUGAUGACCACUAGCAACAGCUUAGCCUCUAUCGCUGCUACAGAUUAUUUUUUUCCCUGUAUCAAAUUGAUGAGUUCUGAUGUUACCUUUUAAUCAGUCCGCCUGCUCAUCAGUCAUUACACAUUCAAGCUGAUUUCCUUCAUCUAGCAGUUCAAAUUAAAUGGAUUUAUACAGUGGUACCUCUGGUUACGUACUUAAUUCGUUCCAGAGGUCUGUUCUUAACCUGAAACUGUUCUUAACCUGAAGCACCACUUUAGCUAAUGGGGCCUCCUGCUGCCGCUGCACGAUUUCUGUUCUCAUCCUGAAGCAAAGUUCUUAACCUGAGGUAAUAUUUCUGGGUUAGCGGAAUCUGUAACCUGAAGCGUAUGUAACCUGAAGCGUAUGUAACCCGAGGUACCACUGUAUUAAUGUGCAUCAGUAUUACUCCCAGUCUACAUGGACUUUACAAAAGGAGACCAAUUUAAUAUCUCUUUUUCUAUUUCACUAUCUCUUAGUUCCUUUCGUAUAUUAUGCCAUAUUUUUAAGCGGCAUCCUUUGUGAAGGAGCCUAGCAGUGAGCACUUUUGCAGCUGUGAACAGAUUCCGUUCCAGCUCUUGGCACUCCAAACUAGUGAUGUUAAAUUCUCAAGAAUAAUCCUUUGAAGAAUAUUCUCGAUUAAUGAGAAUAUUAAAGAAUUUUCAUUUAAAAUAGGAGAAUAUUCAUUUUAAUGCAUUGAAAAUGAUAUAAUUUUAAUGCUCUUUAAACCAUUCUAAGGUGAUGGCGCCAGUAAUUGUCAUGUUAAGGUUUGGUAUAAGGAAACUCAGUAGCUGAAUCAUAUUUUAUUAUUCCAUUAGAACAUGUACGUGUUAUAGGACAAGUCAAAAAAUACAAUUGGCAUGUUAAGGUUUGAUACAAGUAAAUUUGGUAAUAGGCUAUCUUGUGCUUCUAAUAGCUCUAACACUUAAUAACUGUUUUGGUGACUAAAACACAGCUUGAUGAACAAAACUAUAUGCAUACAUAUAAAAAAGAAGCCAUUAACAUUAAGUAUAUUAUCAUUAUAUGAUAAUAUAUUUCAGUAUGUCAAUCUCUGGUAAAUGGCACCUUGUACCAUUGAACGGCACUACAAAAACCAGUUACUGGCACUAAAUAAAAAUAUAGAAAUGUCAACUGUUUAAAUCAAGGCCACUUCAUAUGCUGUUACACAUAAUUGUAUAGGCCUAGGUAUUUUAAAAGUAUAAAGCAUUAAAGCUACUUUCUGUAAAAAAAAAUAUCGCUGUAUGGCCAAGGGUAUUGAAUUGCUAAGAAUAAGGUCACACCAAAAUAGAAAAAAGGCUAUUACAUAUAGUUGAAAUACAUACAAAUUCAAAUGUUUAUCAAAUUAAAUGAAUAGCAUUUUUAAAACUAAAAAAACUAAAAAUGUUUUCUGUAGCUCACAUUUCAGAACUGCCAGUGGUGAAUGACACAAUACCCAGUAAUGUAACUGGAUCAAAAAAAAAAUCAUUAUUCAUUACUUAAACUGGCAGUAUCACAGCUUGACUUUGUUGAUUUAAGCAGAGUCUUUGUGCCCAGCGGAAGGAUGAGUAAUACGUGUUACAUACUCCUCAAUUGCUUUAUUUACAGUUCAAAGCUGGUAUAUUACAGAAAGACAUCUUGCGUCUGCAGGAGCAGAAAAAUGCAUCCUCUCUCCUCAACAGCUUGGAGAGAAUCACACAGUGAAAAACAGGAAACCAGUGUACGUCACAUCCAGUCUCCCUUUCCCGUGAGAAACUCCAACAGUACAGACUGUGGAAUGUAAAACAAUGUCUUGUGACUGCAGUUGCUGCUCAGUGAGGAAAUAGAAACCAACAUCCUCCCCUUUCUGUGAACAUCACUGGGCAGCGUGUUCGUACAGUAUCAGUACAAACCCAACUUCUGCACAUAGGUACAGUGUUGAUCCCUUGAUACAAUCUUGGACAAUACAUCAGCAGGAAUUUCAUUACCUGGCAUAUAGGACACCGUUACGAGUCCCUUCUGAAUACAUUCCCUAGCAUGCUGCAACUUUAAUUGCAAGUGCUUUGUGCUUUGCUACAACCUUCAGACUUCAGCAAAGCCAAACAUGCUUUGUUGUCCUGGUAAACCUGGAUUGGACAUUUGACAGGAAUUUUCAUAUCUUUGCACAAUUGUACUAACCAUUCACAAUCCUUAAGUGAAUAAGACAGUGCAUUCAGUUCAGCUUCACAAGUACUUAAGCUAACUGUUGUUUGCUUCUUGCAUGACCAAUCAAACAGACUCUGAUUGUACAUAUAGCAAACUCCAGACGUACUUUUCCUGUCUGUAGCGUCACUUCCAAAACUUGCAUCUGCAAAUAUCUCAAGACCACCAGACUUCUGAUUGUUAAAUCUCAGUCUGUAAUGCAUAGUGCCUUUCAAAUACCGCGCUAUGCGUUUCAGAGCUUUCCAAUCCUUGACACUAGGAUUGUUGACUUGUCUGCUUAGCAAAUUACAGCUAACAGCAAUGUCUGGUCUUGAACAUCUGGCAAUGACGUUUAGCUUGCCUAGCACACUCCUGUCCAGUGUAGUGUCAGAAAAUGCUUCUUCAGUGUCAUCUACCUGAUAACCUGUUGUCAUCGGUGUGUCUACAGGGUUAGCAUCCAUCAGAUUUAGUUUGCUUAACACAUCAGCAAUUUUCCGUGACUGGUGUACUAGAAUGUUACCAUGUUGAUCUCUCUCUAUUUCCAGAGAUAGGUAGUUGUUUACCUCACCAAGAUCUUUCAUGUCAAAGUGCUCUUUCAGUUGAGCUAGGGCGCUAUUGUACAUUGUAACAUCUUUCCAAAAGAAUAAUAAAUCAUCAACAUAAAACAAACAGUACAGCUUCUUUUGCCCUCCUCUUUGACAAAUACACAUGGAUCAGCUUUCCCUUGCUGAAAACCUAGAAAACAAUACUUCAGUGAGUUUUGUGUGCCAACACCGUGCACUUUGUUUGAGACCAUAAAGGGAUUUCUUCAGAGCACAAACAAAUCCCUGUUUUACCUGUACGCCAUCAGGUGGAAGCAUAUAAAGUGAUUCAUCUAGAGAUCCGUACAGAAAAGCUGUAUUAAUAUCAUGGUGACUAAUGUGUAGAUUUUCCUCUGCAGCUAGCUUGAGCAUAAGCCUAAUGCUUUCAUAUCUCACUGUGGGUGAAUAGGUCUCGUGAUAGUCUUCACCUGGUACCUGUGCAAAACCUCUGGCUACCAAUCUGGCUUUGUGUCUGACUAUCUUGCCAUUUUGAUCUGUCUUCGCUUUGAAGACCCAUUUGCUUCCAAGCAGUUUCAUUCCUGGAACUACUGGAACUAGCUCCCAUGUUUUGUUCCUUUCUAAGGAAUCAAGCUCAGCCUUCAUGGCAUUUAACCAUGGCUCAGCUUCCUUCGAAUCCAAACCCUGGAUUUCUUGGAAACUUGAAGGUUCAAAUACCUUCUUGGAGCUUUUAACAGCUGUUACUGCUAUCUUAGCAAACUCAUCAGCAAAUCUCUUUGGAGGUUUGCCUUUUGUGGCUCUCUGUGACCUGCAGAUUAGCCUUAAGUCUUCAACACUCUCCUCUUCCUUCUUGGGAGAAAAACGACCUAUUGUGAACAAUGGUUCCUCCAAUUCUUGAUCAGAGCUUUCAGAGGGUCGCAUAGAGGCUUUCGCACUCUUGAAAUCCUCUGAAUCACCCGAUUCAGUUUCAGAUUCAGACUCAGAACCUUCAUCAGUGGGUGUGGGCUGUUGUGGUUGCUUUUGACUAUCCUCAGUCUCAUCACCGUCAUCAGGAUAACAUUGGAAAAUUCCCACAUUCUCCCCCACUUUGCAUUGUACUCGACACUUCUCGUGAGCUUAAUUGUCUUAGAGUCAGUCAUCAUUAUUCUGUAAGACCCUUUCUGAUAACCUAGAAAGAUACCAUGCAAUCCACGCUUGUCUAACUUGGAGUUUUGUGGUGAGCGAACCCACAUGUCAGAACCAAAAAUCUUCAUGUGUUUAAUGUAUGGCUUCUUGCCAAACAUCUUCUCAUAGAGGUACAACCAAUCGCUGAAGAUAAUCUGCGAUUGUAACUGUAAACAAAACACGAGAGAGAUUCGACCCAAUAACUCUCUGGAAGAUUGGCAUCAUGCAGCAAGGUUUUUAACCCUUGAAGCAAAGUCUGAUUUGCCCGUUCCGCAAGUCCAUUCUGCCAUGGCGAGCGAGGACUAGACAAAUCGUGUUGAAUUCCUUUCUCAGUCAGAAAAGCUUCAAACUGCUGAGAAGUGAAUUCCCCGCGAUCACUGAAAAGAGUCUUUAUCUUCUUACCAUGCACAUUUUCCAACCAAGCACAGAAUUCCUUGAACCUAGGAAAAGCCUCCGAUUUCUGCUUGAGAUUGUACACAAAAAUAUAUCUAGAAAAUGCAUCAAUGAGAACCAUGAAGUACCUAUUUCCACCCCAAGAGGCGCAAGUGGUCCAACCAAAUCAGCAUGAACAACCUGGUAUGGUUCUGUAGCUGUCCUACUAGACACCUUACCUUUCGCAGCCAUUUUCACCUUGUUUGCUGCGCAUGCUUUGCACUUCAUGUGGUACCUGCAGGGUUUAAUAGUCAUACCUUCAACCAAGGCAGGCAUUUUAGAUACUGCCUCAAAAUGCAAAUGACCAAAUUUGCGAUGAAAAUCGUGAAUACAUUCUGCAUGCAAACUUUUGUUAGAACCUGCAAUGCAACAAGUGUCAUCCUGCACCACAUCAUCAUAAUACAAAACAAACAAAUGAUCAACAUAUUCUGCAUGCAAUACAUAAUCAUUUUUCUUUGUGAUGAUGCACUUCUUGUUCUUGAAGGAAACGUCAAUGUUCCGCUCAUUCAGCUGUCCAACGCUGAGCAGAUUAUGUUUGGCUUCUGGCACGUAAAGCACAUUCUGUAUCGAUAAGUCCAAACUGUGAAGAACAACAGUUCCGUAGCCUUUACUGGGAAUAGUGUGGUCAUCCGCCUGGUGAAUCGCACCUUCCUGCGGUGUAAAAGACACAAACAGUUUCUUAUCGUUGCACAUGUGGUGGGUGGCCGCUGAAUCAACAACGAAGAAAGAUCUAGACGUCUUCUGGACCUCUGCAACCUUUGGAGUGAAGCGUGAAACCAUAGCCUUGUGCUGCGUUGUCCUAGACACCGGACCUUUGCCUUUGCCUCGGCCUUUUCCGCGCGAUGAGCUUUCGCUGCGCUGCUCUGUCUUGGCCCUGGGAUGUCUGCAUUCCCUCUUCAUAUGGCCUAGACGUCCACAUGAGUAGCAUUUCACUGCCUUCAAAGCUUUGGCGCCAUCUGGUGGUUCCACUGCACUAUGGGAUGACGUCUGUGAAGACUCCCCCUUGCCCAUGCAGCCAGCACCCCGGCGAUCUGCUUCAUUUAAAAUCACGGCAGUAACAAAGUCCACUGUCAGCUGAGCAGUUGGUUGCACAGCAAUUUGGGUUGCAACAGACUCCCAACCUGAACCCAAAGAUUGUAGUAUCAUGAAAGAAUACACAGCCUCUGGAAAGUUGAGUCCUCUCUGUUGCAGCUCAUGUCUGAGAUUUUGCAUCUCCAUUAGAUGUAAACGCACAUCUCCACCUUCAGCAAGAGCCAUAUUAUGCAGCUUGUUAAAAUAAAACAUAGUGGAACCAGCUUCUGUCCUUAAGUGAGCCUCUUUCAGAGCGUCCCAAAUUUCUCUGGCUGAGGUCUUAUCACGCAAUAGACAGAGCUCUUCUGGGGAUACUAUCAAUGUAAGAGUUCCCCUUGCUUUGGAAUCCUUAGCUUCCCAUGCAUCUGUAACUGGAACUGGGGGGGUUCCUGUCAUCACCUCAAACAAACCCUCUUUCCGCAGAAUUGCCUCUGCAUACUGUACCCAGUCGCUAUAAUUUUUCUUGUUGAGCUUAGGAAUCCUACAAGCAUCCUGAAGGGCCAUCAUGACUCUGGCAUUAGCCUUCAGCGUCAUAUGCUGCUUUAAAUCUUGCUGCGUCACUGCUGCAGCUGCCUCAUUACAAAGGCACACUUAAAAGUUACUUUCGAUUUCCCCAGCAUAGUGACUUGUGCCUGGGAGCCUUUGCCUACUCCCGGCAAAACCGGCUUUAAAAGUUCAAAGUCCAGCCAUAAAGCCAUUAAUUUGAAGCUGGCAGGCUGCCCGGAGCAGUAGCACAUACCUCAUCAAUCACUUCUACGCGCAGAGCAGAUUCCUUUCCGAUCCGUCCUCCCUCUGCAUUCCGAUCCUUUGCCGGCACUCCGAUUCGACCUCUGGAGUCCAUAACCACGUGUUGAUUUAAGCAGAGUCUUUGUGCCCAGCGGAAGGAUGAGUAAUACGUGUUACAUACUCCUCAAUUGCUUUAUUUACAGUUCAAAGCUGGUAUAUUACAGAAAGACAUCUUGCGUCUGCAGGAGCAGAAAAAUGCAUCCUCUCUCCUCAACAGCUUGGAGAGAAUCACACAGUGAAAAAACAGGAAACCAGUGUACGUCACAUCCAGUCUCCCUUUCCCGUGAGAAACUCCAACAGUACAGACUGUGGAAUGUAAAACAAUGUCUUGUGACUGCAG
Messenger RNA from Podarcis lilfordi (Lilford's wall lizard), 9718 nucleotides. NCBI's taxonomy places the organism in Eukaryota, Metazoa, Chordata, Lepidosauria, Squamata, Lacertidae. The record is from the annotation of a GenBank genome assembly.